AUGUCUUUCUAUCGCAGCUGCAGCGAUAGCGAGGAUGAAAAUGAAGGUAUACAAAUAUGUUGGCAGGCUUCUCAAUCCAACUUAUUACAUCAAUUGGCUGGUACGCAGAUGACCAGGCUACCUCCGCCACCUCCCCUUCCACUCCCCGCUCCCUCACCCCAAAUCGCCCAGCAGCCAGCGACGACGAGCCAUUUGAAUAGAAAAUCACUCUCCUUCACUCGAAAUAACAAAUCAAGCCAGUUUAGACGCACACGUACGCGUAGAACGCGCUCUCAACUCGCCCAGCAAUCCUCAGCCUCUUUUGAGCCAACUGGAACUGACAAAGAGGAUUCUGAUAGUGAAACGACAGGAAAAAGCGUGAAGAAAGCGCGAAUUGAUAAACAGAACACUGAACUUGAUAUCCUUAUUGAGAAAGUGUCAGCGAGGUUGCAACGCGAACGAAGCUCUACUUCCUCUUUACAGGAUCACGGCGGGAGUGCAACGGCGAGCUGUAGCUAUGUCAGUGAGAGUUUGGGACAGGUGCGGCAGCCAGAAGAGCAAGUACAGCAGCCACCACAGCAGCAGCAACCACAACAACCACAACAACCACAACUAGCACCUGCACAGAAAACGAUUAUCAAACAGUCUCAGAAUCAAAACAUACCCGAAAACAAGAGCAACGUGAACAAGACCACGACUAAGAAACCUGCCAUGCGCAAACCACCACCUCCACAAGGCCCUAAUCAGCGCUUCAAACCACCGCAACGCGUCGCAAACACAAACACAUCAUUUCCACCUCAAGCCCAGCAGAGGCCUGAUGGUGCUGCUGCAAAUACUAAUAACGUGAAAACCAAACCAACAGUCCUAGAUGUGGAUGUGGAUCUACACAUGUCUUCCGGAUCAAAGUCACAAUCGCAGUCACAACGACAGCCUGUACAACCCUCACAACCCUUACAACCAUCACAGCCCCCUAGCGUUACCUCUGACGGCGCGGACUACAGCUGUGACGAUUUUGAUAUGGAUGUACUCGAACAAGUGUGCGCGCAAUUCGACUGA
Wallemia ichthyophaga EXF-994 is the source of this 1035-nucleotide messenger RNA. RefSeq lists its product as uncharacterized. The record is from RefSeq and is a predicted model, not a curated record. The coding region runs from base 1 to 1035 and encodes 344 amino acids. NCBI's taxonomy places the organism in Eukaryota, Fungi, Basidiomycota, Wallemiomycetes, Wallemiales, Wallemiaceae. The transcript has 2 exons.